Rotaria socialis is the source of this 534-nucleotide messenger RNA. The record is from the annotation of a GenBank genome assembly. Lineage: Eukaryota; Metazoa; Rotifera; Eurotatoria; Philodinida; Philodinidae.
AUGUUCUGUUUAUCGUCAUCAGCUAAUUUUUAUUUAAAUAUUGAUUAUGAAGAAAAAAUCAAUCCAAAAAAAUAUCAAGAAUUUAAAGUUGAUGAUUUAAUUGAAUCGUUAAAUCAAUGGAUUCAAUCAACAACAACAACACAUUUAGAUUUAUUUUUAUCUAAAUUGAAAAAUGAAAAUGAAUAUGCACCAUUUGGAGAACAAAUUUUAUCAUACGAGUUAAAUGGAGAAAAGUCUACGGCAUAUUUAAUAAAUCGUGUUAAUCAAAAAAUUUGUGAUGAUAAAAAUUCAUUGAGCGAUAUUCACUGUCAAAUAUAUUAUGCACCUAUUGGAUAUAGUACAGUUUAUUUCUAUUAUGCUUAUCCGAAUAAGAAACGACCAAGAAUCAGUCAAGUAUUAACUUUACCAACAUAUCAAAGGAAAGAUCAUGGAAGACGUCUUUUAACAGCCAUUUAUAAUGAUUUGCGAAAAGAUUCACGUGCUCAAGAUAUAACAGGCAUCGCAAUUAGUUUCGAUAAAACAUCAGAGUUUUGA